AUGUCGAUAUUCUUCUUUCGAUUUCACAAUCUUCGUCGUGCUGAGGAGAAACGAAAGAAGUGCCACAGAAAUACGAACAGUAGACAAACUAUGAGUUCAGACACACUCACCGCGCCCUCCCGGCUGCUCGAGCGCCCGCUCAGCGCGCCCGUCGACAGCUUGGACGAGAUCGCUCUUCAAAUACCCAGGUGCCCGCUAUUUAUGUAUAUGCUU
Molecule: messenger RNA, 213 nt
Organism: Brenthis ino (lesser marbled fritillary)
Lineage: Eukaryota; Metazoa; Arthropoda; Insecta; Lepidoptera; Nymphalidae
Source: the annotation of a GenBank genome assembly